CUCUGGCCAGCCGCCCUUCCUUUCUCAACUCCCAUCAUCUCUUGCCUGGCUUCAUCUCACCCGAUACUGUGAUUCUAUCGCUUUGCAUUCGCGCCUCUCUUUUCCUCUGCGUCGGCCUUCUUUCCCUCCAGCUCCCCCCUAACGACGGAGACACAAACAACACCGACAGACACCAUGGCGACAACGCCGCCCCCUUCGACGUUGCGAAUGCCUCCUACGCCCCGACAUGGCGCUGGGUAUGAUCAGUACGAACCAUAUACCACACGGCACUCUGCCAGAUUGGCUAGUCAACGAGCUUCGAGAGAGACCCGUUCCACGCCGCCGCCUCCCAGUUUUCCAUCGCACGCCAACUCGAGACCAAGAAAGACGAGGAAGCAAAAUGAUGAACUCGAGGCAUUGUCUCCGCCACGAUCCAUUUCCGGCUCUCCCCGAAAGUUGGCAUCGGAUCGAGUUGGUGGAUUCACUGCGGCGCAUUCACUGCACGAAGUCCCCGCGGGCUCCGGGCUGGAUAGAUCGGAUCCUUUCAAUACCGCCGAGUCCUCUUCCACCUCCCACCAUUAUCGUCAACCAUCUCGAGCGAUCAUGGCCGAAGGGAUGCUACCCACUCCCGCCAAAACGCCGCGCAAAAAGACCAUUGGCGACGCUGGAUCGACCGCACGAACCCUCUUCCCUCAAUUCCCUCCGCCGAGCUCUACGCGUGGCAAGAAAGGCAAGAAAUCUACCGGCUUUUCUCUCGACAGUUUCAAUGAGGACAACGCGCAAGACGGAUCCCAAAUUCAAAUCUACACCGAUUCUCGUGACCGCAUCCCGGAAGUGGAUGAAAGCGAAGAGAACCCAUUCCACAAGAAGCCCGUCAAAAGCAAUCCCCAUGCGCGGACGUCAAGACGCCGGGAUGGUCGCAUGGAGCGCGAUAAGGAAGUCAACGAAUCCGUCAAACGCCGUGAUGGCAUGGUCUACGUCUUCCGUGGCAAAAAAAUGUUUCGAAAGUUCGAUGAUACGCUUGAUAGCGAGGAAGAAGACGAUGAUGCCGAUGACGAUUUGGGCUUACUUUCGGCUCGCCCCGACCUCAUUGACGCAUCCCAUUCCCCUAGCGUUCGGCCUCUCACUCGCUCGUCCAUCAAGCCUCGUGUGUUAUUCCCCAGUGCCAACGACCGUGCCCCUCGGGAAGAGCCCGUCGAAGACCUGGAUGAAGAAGCGGCCACGGAUAUUGAGGACCAGGCAUUCGCCUCCGAGGUGGCAGAUGAGCUCGACAAUGCCGAUGUUGAUAUGAAUCAGCGACCGAUGACCCCAGAUCUGAACCCCGUUUCGGAUACCCCUUCGUCCCCCGGUGCCACUAUUCGCUCGCUGCGUUCCCGAACCAAGCGAGAAGAUGGCGAGAAAAGCCAAACGCCUACGAUCUCCGAGACCAGGAAAAAGCGAGCGAGUCCAUUCGAUGGUUGGUUGCGCAAAAAGCAAACUCCUGCCGGCGCUGCGGCCAAGCCCAAAAAGCGAGAUGCAGAAACCGCAAACAGCCCUGGUGGCCCAGCUACCAAAAAGACAAGGGGUAACAGAGGUACAAUCGCAUAAUGAGUUGGAUGUGGCAAUUCUGAACCUUCAUGCCGCAACGCGUCAUGAAGCAUGUUACUUUCUUUGGCGGCGUCAAUAUGGGAGUGUCCUGCGUCCUGAAUUUUCUCUCUUUCCAAUGUUCUCGAAAACCGGCGCUUUCGGGAUUCGAUCACAAUAUGCCCGGGUUUUUUUGAUAUGACCUUGCUUUUCAUAUCUUUUGCUCAUCACGAGAAAAUGGCAAAAGAAACGAGUCUUGUCAGAAAGAACCCAUGGAGCAGCGAAGCGCCUGAAAGUGUGUUUAAUCGAGGAAACAUUUAAGUCCAAAUCGUGUCACAAAUCUCAUUCGGAAAUGGCAAUGGCGAUGGAUAACGGUCGGGCUUUCAAUUGGAUUUUGUUCUGUUAACUAGGUUUGACUGGCACAGCAAUGACUGGAUGGCAAGGUCGGAGUUUCUUUCUUUCUUUCUCUUGCGCCUUUUUUUUUUUUUUCGUCAGCGCGUUU
Aspergillus steynii IBT 23096 is the source of this 2044-nucleotide messenger RNA. RefSeq lists its product as uncharacterized. The record is from RefSeq and is a predicted model, not a curated record. The coding region runs from base 175 to 1566 and encodes 463 amino acids. The transcript has 2 exons. Lineage: Eukaryota; Fungi; Ascomycota; Eurotiomycetes; Eurotiales; Aspergillaceae.